UAAGAGGGACAAAAGAUGAAAAGGGGGGCGGGGGCACUGAGUCACACAGGAGUGAUCAAGAGUAAUUCAUUAGUCCUCUGUGAAGAGGAAAGUAAAAUCAGGCUUAUUAUCUACUUCUCCUGCUCUGUUUUUCUUCGUAACAAUCAGGAGGAGAGGCGGGUGGUGUACGUGGGGCGACUGAGGUCCGACUGCACCCGGACAGAGUUGAAGCGCCGCUUUGAAGUCUUUGGCGAGAUUGAAGAAUGUGCAGUGAACUUAAGGGACGACGGGGACAAUUUUGGCUUCAUCAUGUACCGGUACCCUUGUGAUGCCUUUGCCGCCCUUGAGAACGGACACACCUUACGGAGAUCAAAUGAGCCUCAGUUCGAGCUGUGCUUUGGCGGACAAAAGCAGUUCUGCAAAUCACAUUACACAGACUUGGACUCCCAUUCUGAUGACUUCGAUCCUGCCUCCACAAAAAGCAAGUACGACUCGAUGGAUUUUGACAGCUUGCUGAGGGAGGCUCAGCGCAGCCUGAGUAGGUAACCAGUUCAGUGGCGCCUGCUGUCUGUCACAAAGAGGAACUUCUGAUACCUCACUGUUGUUUGUCGCUGCUCCGACAACGAGACUACUAGACAUUUUACACUCUGUUGUAGAGUAUAGAGGAAGAAAAAAUCUUUAGACAUAUGUCAAUAUAAAUGAAUAUAUAUCAAAAUAAAGUUUACACAAACAUAGCUGCUGAAAGCUGGAAGAGACUUUGUGGGGAAAAGCCAGUGAACCCUCAGUACCCGUGCACGUUGGUGCACCCCACUGCUGUACAAGGAUCAGUGAAAGGAGAACAACAACAAAAAAAAAAUACUUUAAAUGAUUUUAUUUCUCUCAGCACUACAAUACCCACAAUUCUAUGGGGUGGAAACAUGCAGCUUUUUUAGCCAGACUUGUUUUCUUUUGCUGAUGACUUUCUGCUUUAUUUUUUAAAUCCGGUGUUUGGAUCUGGUGUUACAUUACAGGAAGGUGGAAAUUCUUGACGUAAUGUUGUCUGCGUUUUACGACAACACUGUAGCCGCAUAUUUACAAAUACUAUAAAAAGGAAUAUUUUUUAUUUUCUGUACAUAUCUGAUAAAGUUCUUUAUUUGUUACAGCUAUGCACUGUAAAACGCAGCCUUUUUCCUUAACAAAAAUAUUAAGUUGGAGAAAAAUUUCUUAAUUCAGAAUGUCGAUCUGUAGUGAUUACAAUACUGUAAAGCAUAUUGUACACCUAGAUGUGAUUGUUUAAAAAAAGUGUAAGAUUGCUCAUUUUGGGGGAGCAUGUGAAGAAACAUCCUUUUUUUAAGUUUUUUUUGUUGUAGAAAAAAGUCAACCAUGUAUAGUUUUCUCUGUUUAUAAAGUUUCUCAAUCAGUGUUUUUGCUUAUACAACCAGUGUAAAAUGCAUUUUUAACGUGUUUUUCAUGAUUGUAAAAAAUGGGCCCCAUUUUUUAAAUUGUUAAUUAUGUGGUUUCUGAAGCAAUCAGUAUCUACACACUCGGUUUGAUUUCAUUGCUUUAUUAGUUUUUCUUUUUGGUUUAUUCACGGUGUGAGGGAAAAAAAAAUUACUUAAUUCAGAUCUUUCGAAUCACUACGCGUGCAUAUUUAUUUAUUUAAUAUUUGAAUCAAAUAUUUAUGGUCUCCAGUUCAUGUGGCGUAUCAAAUUGAUUUUAUUUGCUAUUUAUGUUGUUCUCUGAUUUGUGUUAUUUAACUUACAAUCACGAGACAGGGUGUACGAUAAAAGGUUUGGUGGGGAUAAUAUUACCUUCUAUGCCUUUCAGAAACAAUCAAAACAUUCAGCUAAUCACUCCAGCAGGCAGCCCCUCUUCAGACGCGCUGCUCAUCAUUUUAAUGAUUUCUGCCUCCAGCACGGCGGCUCGUUCCGACCCGCGGUGCAUCCCCGCUUCUCUUUCCACACACACACGCAAGAACAUGAAGCAAUAAAACUAUUUGGUUGUGUUGUACCACACUUGUCAUCGCUCCGAUCGCGCUUGAUUAUGUGAACGCCAAACAAAAGUUUACAAUUUGUUUUUGUCUCCUGGAUUUUUUAAAGACGUUUUGAUGUACAAUGUAUGUCUAUAUAUAUAUAUAUAUAUAUAUAUGUAUAUAUAAUGUAUAAAUACUACUAAUAUUAUUCACAAGAUGAUUAAUAAUAAUGAUGAUAAUAUAAAUAAAAGAAAAACUAUAUAAAAAGCAAUAAAUUAUUUUUCAGAGUUGUAUUUUAGCUCCUAUUGUUGUGUGAUUUUUCGGACUUGACCCAUUACCCAGUCGCUGGUAGCUACAAUGACGUCAUUCCGUCAUCGUGGCGUUACCGAGUGUUGUAACCACUUGGAAAAUCUCAGCUUCCAUCUGCUAUCCCCUUUCAGAUGUAAUCGAGUCGACGUAACUGUAAUGCAUUACCUCGUGACACCUGUGUAAGUGACUCUAGCGCCACCGUGUGUGUAAUGCGUGGUGGUUUGUCGUGUCGUGCAUGGCUACAAUCUGUACAGUGUAUACCAGCGCCAUUCAGAUUUUAAAUGAUAAGCCUGGAGAAAAGUGACUUCCUGACGUAUCGCAUGCCGCACUGUUUCCCAUCAGCCAUCUGGGUUUUUUUUUUCCAGUAGAUUUCACAGUGGUGUGACUUAACCUUUUGGUUUCUUGUAAUUAAUAUCCCAUUUUGAGUAUGGAGAAAACCAGAGGAAGGGGAAGAAAAAGUCUACAUUGUAACUUUUGCUGACUACAGGCUGUCCCUCAUGGAAUUUUUACCGCAAACGGGUCAUUUUUUUACGAUGGAAAGUGGCAAAAUCUCAGAGAUGAAAGUCUUCCGAAAGUUCCCAGAUUUCCAGGUUUGGAGCAUACAGCAGUUUAUACCCCACAUUUUUUGAAUUUAUGUGGUGCAUCGUAAUAUGAACAGACUGCAUUAAGAAAUCGUAAAUGAUGCUCAUACAAAUGGCGGAUGACACUAACAAAAAAAACGAACGUGUUGAUGGGGAAAAAAAGAUCUGGGCAUUAUAUUCCAAUUAGGAAAAAAGCAAAAGAAAUCUGUCACUGUAACAGUCUUGAAUAGUAUCGACAGCCACGGCAGCUGAACUUUCCAUCAUCUGGUUUACAGUCGACAGCGCAACACCAAUAAGUGAAUGUAGCAUUACAGCGGUAAAUGCAAACUGUGUCAACUACCGAGUUUGCUAUCCCUGGAUAACAAUAACUAAAAUUUGCAUUUUUUAAUAAGUUCCACCAGUAAUCAGACACACCACAAAGGCAUAAGAGAAGGUGGGUUUCCAUUACCUCAACACUGUGAAGUAGCGAAAUGAAAUAUCGCAAAA
Thalassophryne amazonica is the source of this 3306-nucleotide messenger RNA. RefSeq names its product peroxisome proliferator-activated receptor gamma coactivator 1-alpha-like. The coding region runs from base 16 to 525 and encodes 169 amino acids. Gene Ontology annotation, molecular function: RNA binding; transcription factor binding. Lineage: Eukaryota; Metazoa; Chordata; Actinopteri; Batrachoidiformes; Batrachoididae. The transcript has 3 exons. Gene Ontology annotation, cellular component: nucleus. The record is from RefSeq and is a predicted model, not a curated record. Gene Ontology annotation, biological process: positive regulation of transcription by RNA polymerase II.